AACGUCAAAUCGAAUUAUCGAAAACGUCACAGAUAAUUUCGAAAAAACAGUAUUGAUAUUGCCUCAUCAUAUAUAUUUGUAAUCCUUGCAACAACCGGCUUCGUAUUUCUUCAUCGAAAACUAGGUAAAUUUCAUACUAUUUAAACAAGAAAUACCUCAAAAUAAUAAAAGCGUGAUUGACCAUUUCGUUACCGUAUACAAUCGACGACCUUUGCCCCUUUUUGUAAUUUAAUUCAAACAAGACACGUCGACGUAACUCUCUCACUAUAAUACAGCAAAGUCAUUCCCGUAAUUAUUACCUUUUAGUGUGUAAAAGUGAUAAGACGUAGUUAUUAAAUCAGAAUCAUCCAAGAUGAAUAAAAUCAAGGCAGGACCAGUUGUAGACGUCCUUGGGGAUGAAAUGACAAGAAUCAUUUGGGAUGCCAUCAAAGACAAACUAAUUCUUCCUUUCCUCGAUAUUGAACUUCACGUUUACGAUCUUGGAAUCGAACACCGAGAUAAAACUGAAGAUCAAGUUACAAUUGAUUGCGCCGAAGCUAUUAAAAAGUACAAUGUUGGUAUUAAAUGUGCUACAAUUACCCCCGAUGAGAAAAGAGUUGAAGAAUUCAACUUAAAACAAAUGUGGAAAUCGCCAAAUGGAACAAUAAGAAAUAUUUUGGGUGGAACUGUUUUUAGGGAAGCUAUUAUUUGUAAAAAUAUCCCUCGUUUAGUAACUUGCUGGAAUGAACCCAUUAUUAUUGGUCGUCAUGCUCAUGCCGAUCAAUAUAAAGCAACUGAUUUUGUUGUACCUGGUCCGGGUAAAUUAGAAAUUGUAUUUUCAGGUGCCGGUGGUGAACAAAUUAAACAUGUCGUUCACGAUUAUAAAGGUCCUGGAGUUGCUUUAGCUAUGUACAACACAGACGCCUCUAUAAUCGAUUUUGCUCAUUCCUCAUUUAAUUAUGCCUUAAAUAGAGGAUAUCCUCUUUAUUUAAGUACUAAGAAUACCAUUUUAAAGAAAUAUGAUGGCCGUUUCAAGGAUAUUUUCCAAGAGAUUUAUGAUAAACAGUACAAAAAAGAAUUUGAAGCCAAAAAAGUGUGGUACGAACAUCGUUUAAUAGACGAUAUGGUUGCUUAUGCAAUGAAAUCAGAGGGCGGAUUUGUUUGGGCGUGUAAAAAUUAUGAUGGUGAUGUUCAAUCAGAUUCUGUAGCUCAGGGAUAUGGAUCUUUAGGUCUGAUGACAUCUGUGUUAGUUUGUCCGGAUGGUAAAACUGUCGAAGCAGAAGCCGCUCAUGGAACUGUUACAAGACACUAUCGUUUACACCAAAAGGGACAAGAAACGUCAACAAAUUCGGUCGCUUCGAUUUUCGCUUGGACCAGAGGAUUAUUACAUCGUGCUAAACUAGAUAAUAAUACCGCCUUAACUAAAUUUGCCAACACAUUGGAGGAAGUUUGUAUUGAAACUAUUGAAGCUGGGUACAUGACUAAAGAUCUGGCUAUUUGUAUUAAGGGUAUGAACAAUGUAAAGAGAAGCGAUUAUUUGGAAACGUUUGAGUUCAUUGAUAAAGUCGCUGAGAAUUUAAAGAAAAAAUUAUUGUCUUCUAGUCUUUAAACAUUUUUUUUAUACAAUUCUUUAUAAAGGGAAUUCUUGUAUACACAUUUUCAAUUGAAAUUAUCACCUAUU
Molecule: messenger RNA, 1660 nt
Organism: Onthophagus taurus
Lineage: Eukaryota; Metazoa; Arthropoda; Insecta; Coleoptera; Scarabaeidae
Gene: Idh
Product: isocitrate dehydrogenase [NADP] cytoplasmic
Biological process (GO): NADP+ metabolic process; isocitrate metabolic process
Cellular component (GO): peroxisome; mitochondrion; cytosol
Molecular function (GO): magnesium ion binding; NAD binding; isocitrate dehydrogenase (NADP+) activity
Source: RefSeq, a predicted model, not a curated record